Molecule: messenger RNA, 1322 nt
Organism: Electrophorus electricus (electric eel)
Lineage: Eukaryota; Metazoa; Chordata; Actinopteri; Gymnotiformes; Gymnotidae
Gene: ier2a
Product: immediate early response 2a
Source: RefSeq, a predicted model, not a curated record
GUGGACUUAUGUUUGAGUCAGUGAAGGUUCCGCAUGGGUGAGAAGUGACAGAUUAAAAACAAAAUAUACUAAGAUUUCAUAUUUAAACUUAAUAGAGAUAAUGGACAUCAGUGGCCAAGCCAAGCGGAUUAUGGUACAAGCUUUAAGUAAAAUGUACAGCUCGCGCACCCAGCGCGGUGGACUUCGGCUUCACCGAAGCCUGUUGCUAACGCUUGUAAUGAAAUCUGCCAGGGACAUCUACCAUUCAGCCCGACUGGUAAGCGAAAAAGAGGAACAAUGUGCCAGGCUGGUUAGUACUACAAAGGACUUGACACAGAAAGAGGAGUCAAUAGACACAACCAGCACUGAGGUAUCCGGGAUACCCGUGGCUCUUUGUGCGCUUGCGACACGGUCGAGUGAGGGCGUCCAAAGGUCCAAAAAUGAGAGUGACCCAACUGUACAGAACGCCAGGGAAACCAGAGUCGACAAAGAGAACUGUAGCCCACCCAGACCUGACCGUCACUCCAGAAAACGGCGAGGAAAAACUGCUACAGAGCCUGACUUCCUGCCGUGCAAAAAAGCAAAAAUGGACUCGGGUGAAGUCAGGCGCAUUCUCCACGAUGCGACACUGCGGAGUAACUCUGGGAACUGUGGCAGAGAAAUGGAUACUUUGUCGACCACACAUAUGCUAAGGACUGUUGUCACAUGCUGAUGGGACUGCUUAAAAAGUAUUGGAGAUGCCCUUGAAAGAAGUCUUUUAAGGGGCAGAGUCCUUGCACACAUCCCCGCGCGGCCGUGCCCUAGCUAAACGGAGCAAACAGUAUUGCGGUGUAGCUUGCACUGAAAUCUUGUUUCUUUGAUAGCUGGGUCAACACUUGGCUGUAAGAUCCAUGGGUCACAAAGUUUAUCCGUAGGUCUAAAUGGCGUCAUGUGACAGCUGAUUCAUCGAACAGUAAGGCUGUUUUGGAAACUCCAGAUAAACCAGCAGGAAGUGACCUGAUGACGGAGACAUGACUAAGGGAGCUCACAGAUGGUGGGUUCCAAACUUGGGUUCAGAAACUGACUUUCCUAUCAAACACGCCAGGAAAUACUUAAUGCGUGCUAUGUGUAUAUCACAUAAUAUGCACCAUGUUUGUCUUGUGAACAUACCUCUGCUUUCUCAAACCCAUUACCAGUGUUAUUUAUUUGCCAGUACUUUUGUAUUUUAUUUAACCUACUCUGAUUACUGUUGUACUUUAAAGUCUAUGAAAUGAACUUUGAUCGCAUUCCCAAGCUGCUAAAUGGUCAUUCCACAAUGUCAACUACCUCUUUUUUGUAAAAUAAAACGUUUUAAAUUAAAAAAA